Messenger RNA from Solea solea (common sole), 5752 nucleotides. RefSeq lists its product as uncharacterized. Gene Ontology annotation, cellular component: postsynaptic density; postsynaptic membrane; AMPA glutamate receptor complex. The transcript has 6 exons. Bases 2373 to 4535 code for a protein of 720 amino acids. NCBI's taxonomy places the organism in Eukaryota, Metazoa, Chordata, Actinopteri, Pleuronectiformes, Soleidae. Gene Ontology annotation, biological process: regulation of AMPA receptor activity; regulation of short-term neuronal synaptic plasticity. The record is from RefSeq and is a predicted model, not a curated record.
UUUUUGGUCAGUGUGUAAAGUGCAGUCCUCUGGGCUCCAUUCAGUUAAUGAGAGAAAUGAAAUGGAGUUGAAUAAAGAUCAACGCCACCAAUUGAAUGGGCCUAAUGACCAUCAUCAUCAGCAUCAUCAUCAUCAUCAGCAGCAGCAGCGAGCAUCAGCAGCACCAGCAGCAGAGGUGAGGCUCUCAUCAGCACCAGUGUGAGCGACCAAUCAGAGCGCUCCUCCUCCUCUGGCGGACCUCAGUGAGGACAGUCGCAGUUAGAGGCGGUGUAACCUAUGUGGCUUGGAAAUGAUGCAGGGAAGCAGCUUCGCUCUGUUGUAGACGGAGAAAAGUUGAACUACGGGAUUUUUGCUGAGCCUCCCACUCUUGGAUUUCUGCCUCCUCUUUGUAGUGGCACAGUAACUUAGUGCUGCUUUGUUUCCGUUGAAUUGUCACAUGUUUCAGACGAUUUCAGAACACCUUGAUGGACGCUGACCCAUGGUCUUGUUCGUGUUUUUCUUUUCUUUCUCACCCCCCUCCUUUGCCAUGAUCAUGGAUUAUCAAUAACCGGAUGGAGACACGUGAAGAUGAGCUGAUGUCCCAUGAUUAAAGAAGACAACUCUCGUUAAAAACAGGUGUCAGAUGCAGCAACAGUUCUGGAUUUUUCUGAUCAGCUGCUGCUACAAUAACAGGCUGCCGUCUGACAAAUAAGGCUGACAUUACAGUGCGCAGGCUCUCUCUCUCUCUGCCGGCGCUCUUCUCCAGCAUCAGACCCCAGAGCAGCGCGCGUGCAGCGGACACUCGACCAACACAUUCCUCUAAACCUGAAGACGAUUCUGGAAACCAAGCAGAACAUUUAGAGUUGACAAGAAGAGGAAGAAACCCAUCUCCUCCUGGAGAGCUCCACUGGAACAUUAGCUGCUUUGUGUCUCUCAUUUUCCCUGUGCUGAACUCUCCUCAGAAGGUUAGAGGAGCAUGUAACACAACCAAGCAAAGGUCUCGGUGAUUUCAGCAUUCUGUCUCCCCCAUCUGUGCCUACAUUCUUUGCUACAGAUAGGAACGUUUUGAUAAUUACAUGUAAUUAUAAUUUCUGUGGGAGACAGAUCUGCCUCUGUCUAUUAUUGCCAACACCUCCAACACAAUAACUUCACACAUUUACAUAUUUCUCAACAAAAGUGAUAUUCUUUGAACCUUUGAGACAAAUCAAGAAGAAUAUUCCGUGUCACACGGAGAAGCGCUCUGCCAUUCCGUUCAUGUCUGAUGAGCUGUUCUGAAUUCAGAGCAUUUAACAUCCAACAAUAUUUGCCUCAUUUUGCAGUGUGCUUCACAGGCUGCAAAGUGUUUCCUUGGUUUUAUGCUUACUCCUGAUUUUCAGUUGUUACAUUCUUCUAGCACUUAAGCUGGGCCUGCCUCAUUAUCACCCCCCCCAAUCACAGUGACAGUACGUGCCAGGCGAGUACUGGUGCACAUUAAUCUAACCAUUAGAAAAGAUGGAGAUUAAGCUUGUACUGUAGCUAUAGAUGUGACGAGUGUCCAGAACAAGUGCACGGAGAGAUAAAUCCCCGCUCCAGAGAUACUAGACGCCAUUAAUGGACAUUUUCCAUGGUGUGUGUGUGGUCUCUUUUUUAAAUUUGAUUAUUUAAAAUGCCAAAAAGCACCAAAUAUUGGGAAAGAGUGAUAGAUUUCCUACAGUUUUCCAGAAAGGGCGAUAUCUCACAACUUAAAUAAGUGCCAAUUCUAAAUGUAUGCAGUGCCAAACUGGAAAAGCCAUCCAGGAACAACUGUUUACAUUUGACAAAGCGCUGGACAUAGACUAUUGUUAAAGUGCUGUGUUCGGCACAAGAAUGUACGAGAUUGCCAUAUUUUAUUCAGAAAAAACUUGCCACUCAUUUCUACUGGGUUUUGUGCUUGUACAAAACAUAACAUUUCCAUUCAGCAGUGGAGCAAAUACACAUUCUUUUAUUUAGUGGUAUUUGUACAACAAAAAUUAAACAGUAAAAGCAUGAAUAUUUUUUCAGUCCGUCCCUUUUACAAGGCCGUGGUUUUCUAGCUCUGUGAGGUCAUUGCACAGUUCCCUAUCAGCAGUAAAUUAAAACUGUUCUGAUUCCAUUAUCUGUCAUUCAUGAAGACACAGACUUGUUUUGAUAGAUUGAUAUUGUUCCUGGCCUUCUCCAUGACUUCAUUAUAUAAAUACUGAAAAAGAGCUGGUUUCAGAUUUCAUCAUCUAACAUAACUGAAUGAAAGCACUGACACGUCAACAACAUUCGGGCACGCUGUCCUUGCUUCUUGAAUACUUCACAUGCCGUCUUAGUUGGUUCAACUGCAAAAGCGGAUACAGCAUUGUAAAUGCAUUGACUCAACACCAGAAAAUAGAUGUCUUAGUCAUGUAAAAAUGACGCCCACCGCCAAUCUCCGAGUCCUUGCUGUCUCCCUGCUCUCCCUCCUCACUGCCCCUCUCACCACUGUCGUGGAGACCUCUCCUUCCUCCCGCCCUCAGCACAUCCAGCCAACAGAGAAGCCAGUCACAGAGGAGCCCAAGACCAACCCCAGCCCCUCGCUCGUGCUCCUCGCCAUCCAAGCCAACAUCAGGCCAGCAGCUCUCCAAAGCAGAACAAAAAUUCCUGAGAAACUUCCAGAGAUCUCAGAGGGAGUUCUGGAGACACCUCCAAGGCCGCUGCCCCAGGUCAUGUUCCCCAAGAAUGUGACUUUAGCGGAGGCCCUGGCUACUCCCUUAGGCACGUUGAUAGAUGUAUGGACGGAUGUAUGCAGAGGGUAUUAUGAUGUAAUGGGACAUUUUGACAGCGCCUUCAACUGCUCAAAGGAAACCUUCAUCUAUUGCUGUGGAACCUGUCACUACCGGUUCUGCUGCCCAGAGCGUACCCGCAAACUGGAACAGGAGCGCUGCAAAAACUACGACUCUCCAGACUGGGCCAAGCCACACACAGAUACCAUGUUUAUACCAGACGAUUCAGGUCCUGAUCCAGACUUUGAUCCACUGAAGCAACAGAGCCAUAACACUGGCUUCGUCAUCGGUGGCGUGGUCGUGUUCAUGGUGGCUGUUGCCGUGGGCAUCAAGGUGGUCUUCAACAAGGUGCAACAGGAAGCCAACCAAAGGGACCUGAAUAUGCCCAGAGCCCUGGUCGACAUGCUGCGGCACCAGUCAAGCCCGGUUCAGCAGGAUGAGAGGAACAACAGCGUAGCUCUGGCUGUUGGGGACGGGCAGGGGACACUGGGGAGAGCUCAGAAAAAUCUGUACGCCCCAGGACUGCCCAGCAAGGACAACAGAUGUGAGGUGGGCAAUUUGCAGCACAACUUCAUCCAGUCAUCAGGCUCCAGUCCCAAACACACCGCAACUAUCGAACGCACCCCGCGAAUGAACAAUGCUCAGCUGGCAGCGGGAGGCACCCUGCUCUCCAGUAAACACAACAACACCAAAUCCCAGCCUUCCUUCCACCACUCCCUGCACAACCUGGCUCAGCUGCCUCCCUCCUAUGAGAGCGCCACCAAGCCGGAGCUGAACAGAUACUCCUCACUCAAACGCCUCGAAAAAGGUCUCGAUGAAUACUCGUCCGGUUACUGCACUACUAAGCGCCGGCCUCACACAGCCCAGCCGGCCCUCCAGUCCUCUCAGUACCACCUCCACUGGGGCGGGGACUACACCCUCAGUGGAAGAGGAACCCUCCCCAGACACGCAGCACAUCCCUGGAUCCCACCACCACCUUCUGGCAUGCCUGCCUCACCUACGCCUAAUCCCUAUCCUUUGGAUCCCCCAGAACCACAGUACAACCCCAACUACGACACUCUCUCCAAGCCCCCAAGGAAAGUUAAGUCCACUGAUCAGCUGCUCAACAUGGGGGAUGUCCCGGGUAACACAGGGACUCUGUCCAGGCUGUCCAAGAACCAGCAACACCAGUACUACAAAGCCAUGGCUGCCUCCAACAAGAACUCCAACACACAGACCCUCACUCGCAAGGCCCAGGACAGGCAGGACAGACAGGACAGGCAGGACAGGCAGGACAGGCAGGACAGACAGGACAGACAGGACAGGCAGGACAGACAGGAGAGACAAGACAGGCAGGACAGGCAGGAUAGACAGGAACGGCUGCUCAUGUCACCAGACCAUCUGGAGGACCGGAUGGGGGUUAGUGGGAUGGGUGUCAUGGAUCCAUACGCCCACACAGGAGGGAUUGUCCCCACACUGCCUCGCCAGCAGAAGGCCCAGUCCCAGCAGAACGUCUGCGCCACGCCCUCCCUUGACCGGCAUCACAUGAUCAAGAUGAACUCUCACCCCACGUCUGGAAGAGAGCAGGAGAGGACCACGCCGAUGACAGGGCACAUGAGUGGGGGCAUGGGCUGGGCGGGGGAGAUGCCCGGGGCAGGGGUAGUCAUGGGAACAGGAACACUAGGGGGCCACAGCGCCAGGAGGAUGGCUUUCGCAGCAAAGAGGCAGAACACCAUUGAGCAGCUACAUUUCAUACCAGGAGGUGGGGGGUCAGGAGGAAGUGGAGGCAGUCAGGGUAUCAGGACGGGGAGUAAAAAUGAGGUGACAGUGUGAGGUGUGUGACUAGAGUAGAGUUUGUUAGUUAUGGGAGUAGCUCACCUUUCUGCAUUUAACUAUUAGAUCUACAACUACAUUAACUAAAACUAGAAGUAUCAAGUAUAGUAACAGUAUAACGUGUUUAGGCUCUUCAAAUUAGUGUUAUCUUGUAAUGAAUGAAAUAGCUUAAAUAUAUUGACUUAAUACAAAUCUAGGUAGGGAGUAUCUGUCCCAAUUAUGUGAUAGCCUACAUCAGCCAUAUUUUGUAAGAGAAUUUGCCAUAUUGCCAUAUACAGCGGUGCCAUUACUUGUAGAAAGACUGACUAGAAGAUUGAAACGAAACCAACAGAAGUGACGUUCAUAAUUUUGUUUUUCAUGUUUUUCAAAAAGUACUCAGGAGCCAUAUUAGAUAGGGAACCAGAUGAUAUCAAAAACGAGGCUGAUGAAGAGGAGGACCAUGUGGAGCACUGUAUCACAGACUUUCAUAACGAAAUGAGCGGAACUGCUCGUCUGUCGACCUGCUCGGCCCUCGCAGUAAAGAUUUAUUAGACUGAAACUCAUGGGUAAAGACGCCCGGAGGACCAGAUGAGCCUGAACGAACGUUGCGCCCGUGAGGGAUUCUGGAGAUCUUAGACUCUGCUAAACUGACCUCAUCCUGACACAAGGAGACAGAACUGCUUUUUGUUGCUUCCUAUGUAAAUGAGCAGACAAGGUGGGGACUGUUUCUGUCUGGGACUCAGCAGCCUGACACCAACGGCAGGACUCUGUGUCCGAUUUAAACUGCAGAUGUGCCCACAUUACAAAUUUGACGCCUGGGUUGCCUAGUUUUCCAUGUGACCUUAGAUUAAAUCCCAGAGGACCACACACUCUGAUCACUGUUACACUGCAGAAGUGUAAGAUGACAUUAGAUUAUGUCUUGGGUAAUUUUUCUACAGUGUUCCCUACUAUAGAUCAGGACCUAACUGUAAAAACAAUGGGCUAUGAAAUGAUUUAGAGCCAUCAAUAUUACAAUAUAUAUCUAUAUAUCUAUAUAUAGAUAUAUAUAUAUAAAACUGAUAUAAACACACAAGUCAAGAGAUAACAGAAGAGACGUGUGUGUUCACUUUACAAACACAAAGGCCACCUGCUGUAAUGCAGGUUGUGUAUGAAGAGCAAAGGUUUUUCUACAGAGCACAAAUGAAUUAGACCAUGACGCAGAGGUUGCACUUACACAACUGUCCUUCAAAGCCAUUUAU